Messenger RNA from Marmota monax (woodchuck), 4175 nucleotides. RefSeq names its product potassium voltage-gated channel subfamily C member 2 (gene Kcnc2). The transcript is spliced from 5 exons. Gene Ontology annotation, molecular function: delayed rectifier potassium channel activity; protein binding. Gene Ontology annotation, biological process: potassium ion transmembrane transport; protein homooligomerization. The record is from RefSeq and is a predicted model, not a curated record. NCBI's taxonomy places the organism in Eukaryota, Metazoa, Chordata, Mammalia, Rodentia, Sciuridae. Gene Ontology annotation, cellular component: axon; dendrite membrane; voltage-gated potassium channel complex. Bases 446 to 2368 code for a protein of 640 amino acids.
CCAAGCUGGGCGCCUUCACCUUCGCGUGGGUGAGCUCUCCUGACCUCCGGCCAAUCUUUACUCCUGUCGCCACCAGCCGAUCUGUCGGUUCCCGGCGGGAUCCGGCAGCGCCCGCUGGACCCGCCCCGAGCUCAUGGUUUGCCCAGCCCUGCGCGAUGGUGACUCUGGGCGCGGAGGUUGGCGAUGGGCGAACCCACAGAUCACAGAAUGAAGGCGGGGAGCGCGGCCAGCGGCCGGCUGGGGCUGUCUCCCCGACCUCAGCGCCCAGAGAAGCGGCCCUACCACCUGAACCCAGAAAACGCCAACAAGUAGUUUCUCCUCGGAGAAGGGAGGCUCAGCUGGCCACCAAGACUGGGUCCGGCUGCCCGGAGAACCUCGUCCCUUCUGAAACCAAAGCAGAACCACUUUUCUCUCGGUUUUGUUAAGUCAUGUCUGAGCCACAGAGAUGGGCAAGAUCGAGAACAACGAGAGGGUGAUCCUCAAUGUCGGGGGCACCCGGCACGAAACCUACCGCAGCACCCUCAAGACCCUGCCAGGAACGCGCCUGGCUCUUCUCGCCGCCUCGGAGCCCCAGGGCGACUGCCUGACCGCGGCUGGUGACAAGCUGCAGCCCUUGCCCCCUCCACUCUCGCCGCCGCCGCGACCGCCUCCGUUGUCCCCGGGACCCGGUGGCUGCUUCGAGGGCGGCGCCGGCAACUGCAGUUCCCACGGCGGCAGCGGCGGCGGCAGCGACCACCCUGCAGGCGGCCGCGAGUUCUUCUUUGACCGGCAUCCAGGAGUCUUUGCCUAUGUGCUCAAUUACUACCGCACAGGCAAGCUGCACUGCCCCGCCGACGUGUGCGGGCCACUCUUCGAGGAAGAGCUGGCCUUCUGGGGCAUCGACGAGACCGACGUGGAGCCUUGCUGCUGGAUGACCUACCGGCAGCACCGCGACGCAGAAGAGGCGCUGGACAUCUUUGAGACUCCUGACCUCAUCGGUGGCGACCCUGGCGACGACGAGGACCUGGCGGCCAAGAGGCUGGGAAUCGAGGACGCGGCAGGGCUUGGGGGACCUGACGGCAAGUCUGGCCGCUGGAGGAGGCUGCAGCCCCGCAUGUGGGCCCUCUUUGAGGACCCCUACUCAUCCAGAGCUGCCAGGUUUAUUGCUUUUGCUUCCUUAUUCUUCAUCUUGGUUUCAAUCACAACCUUUUGCCUGGAGACACAUGAAGCUUUCAAUAUCGUUAAAAACAAGACAGAACCAGUCAUCAAUGGCACAAGUGUUGUUCUACAGUAUGAAAUUGAAACGGAUCCUGCCUUGACAUAUGUGGAAGGAGUCUGUGUGGUGUGGUUUACUUUUGAAUUUUUAGUCCGUAUUGUCUUUUCACCCAAUAAACUUGAGUUCAUCAAAAAUCUCUUGAAUAUCAUUGACUUUGUGGCAAUCCUACCCUUCUACUUAGAGGUGGGACUCAGUGGGCUGUCAUCCAAAGCUGCUAAAGAUGUCCUUGGCUUCCUCAGGGUGGUAAGGUUUGUGAGGAUCCUGAGAAUCUUCAAGCUCACCCGCCAUUUUGUAGGUCUGAGGGUGCUUGGACACACUCUUCGAGCUAGCACUAACGAAUUUUUGCUGCUGAUAAUCUUCCUGGCUCUAGGAGUUUUGAUAUUUGCUACCAUGAUCUACUAUGCCGAGAGAGUGGGAGCUCAACCUAACGACCCUUCAGCUAGUGAGCACACGCAGUUCAAAAACAUUCCCAUUGGGUUUUGGUGGGCUGUGGUGACCAUGACUACUUUGGGCUACGGGGAUAUGUACCCCCAAACAUGGUCAGGGAUGCUAGUGGGAGCCUUGUGUGCUCUGGCUGGAGUGCUGACAAUAGCCAUGCCUGUGCCUGUCAUUGUCAACAAUUUUGGAAUGUACUACUCCUUGGCAAUGGCGAAGCAGAAACUUCCAAGAAAAAGAAAGAAGCACAUUCCUCCUGCCCCUCAGGCAAGCUCACCUACAUUUUGCAAGACGGAGUUAAAUGUGGCCUGCAAUAGCACACAGAGUGACACAUGUCUGGGCAAAGACAACCGACUCCUGGAACAUAACAGAUCAGUGUUAUCAGGUGACGACAGUACAGGAAGUGAGCCGCCAUUGUCACCCCCAGAAAGGCUCCCCAUCAGACGCUCUAGUACCAGAGACAAAAACAGAAGAGGGGAAACAUGUUUCCUACUGACGACAGGUGAUUACACGUGUGCAUCUGAUGGAGGGAUCAGGAAAGGAUAUGAAAAAUCCCGAAGCUUAAACAACAUAGCGGGCUUGGCAGGCAAUGCUCUGAGGCUCUCUCCAGUAACAUCACCCUACAACUCUCCUUGUCCUCUGAGGCGCUCUCGAUCUCCCAUCCCAUCUAUCUUGUAAACCAAACUGCAUCAGUCAGCUAAAUUGUAUUAACUCAAGUACUGUUUACCCCAUAAUGGAAAUAAUUAAAUGUAGAGUUACUUCAGUUUCCAUUAAUACAGUGUAAGUCCUGCAUGAUACUACUAUUUGAAUUCAGAAAUGCCACUUGAGUAGCUAACAAAUCUUAUUCUGGCUUCAAAGAUUAUCUAAAGUAGUGCUACUACUUCUCCAUAUUAAUUGCCCUGAUUUCUGUUUGCAAUAAAAUGACAGCUAGUGUCAGAUAUUGGCCAGUAUACUAAUACAUAACAUAUUUCAGGGAGAUAUAUUUAAAACAGUGUGCAUCCAAAUGCCAACCACUUCACUGGAACUUCAUUUCUUGUGACUCUAAAUCAUUCUGAAGAUGUCUGGGAUCCUAUCUCGAUUGCACAAAAUAAUGACUCUGGUCAGCUCAUAUGCAUGGACCAUCUUGUCUCUAUCAUCUGAAAGCAGUGUUGCAGUUUGGGAACUGUGGAUGGCUCAGGAUAUGUGUACGUUCAUCGAACCAUCCUCCUGAUAUGAAAUCACUCACUGGUCGACUGUUCUGCAUGGAUUGUGGGACAAGGAGGGUGAAUUUUUCCUUGAUGUUUCUUUUCUCCGUAUUCUUUGAUAAAAAUAUUUGUUUAAAAUAGCUUAAGUUCUUAAUUGAUUGACUUCAAAAGUGCUAUAUUGGAGUUCUGAAUGUCUUUGGUUGUUUGUACACAGAUAACUGCAAAGAGGUUGUCAUUACUGGUUACACGCAAGCUGAGGCCAGAUCUCUUACUUAAUGACUUGGGGAAGGCACAAAACAUGAGAGAAAGGUAACUGCCAACCAGGCUUGCAUUGUUUAGUCAGGAAUUACUGCUUGGUACUGGAGUCAUUUUCUUUUCUUUUUUUUCCUGUCCCAGAAUUUGUCAUCAUUUUCAGAGACAGAGUGCCAAAUAUCACCCAAAGCUCUCGUGUCUUUUGGCCCCUUCCUUUAUUUUUACUUAUUAAUUUUUGUGCAAAUGUCAAAGGUCACUGGUGUUCACAGGAGGCUUUUUUGACUAGCCUUAAAAUUCUGAAUCAAAGGACUAAUCAGAUUUUCAUGCAGUGUUUAAUCAGGUGCUUUGUCUUGUAUGUUGUUUCCGUCUGUCUUAGCUCCCUGUCCUAACUGUAUUUGCCAUCUGUCUCCAUGAAUUGUAGAAAUGCCUUGGGAAAGUGUUCAUGAUUUCAGUAGUGGAUCCCUCAUCCCGUCUCCCUGUCUCCUUUGCUAUUUGGAGCAGCCUCUCUGCUUUGUGUACAAAUUAACGAUGCCCUGUAAACUACCUAAGCUAAUCGCACUGUGAAAAUUUUCGACAAGCAGGAUUUAAGCAGCAAUCUCACCACAGCACUUGGUUGCCUGCUGCAGUGUCAGUUUCUACUACCUAGCAACCAGCAUUCGUCACUACACGCCAACAAAAUCCCUAGGGAGUCUUAGUCUGAGUAGAAGAAAGUCUGUUUACACAUCCCUACCAAAUGCAAUAGCACUAGCGUGUCUGGUGUAUUGGGCAUGUGAGGGAAGAAAAUGCCAUAAGAUAAACUGAGAAAUUAAAAAAAAUAUAUUUUUAAGGCACUUAGGAUCCUUGAGAUUAUAGAGUAAUUCCUAAUUCUCAUGGUUAUUUUUUGAUAGGAAGACAACUGUCAUUUUUAUUAUUGGCCAAGAAAUAUCUAUUAUUCUAUAUCCCUGAGACCUACAGCAUGACCUGCAUGUCAGAGAUCUUGUACAACAAUGUAUUUACCCAGACAAAAUAUCUAUAUUUAGAGAUACUAUGAUCAUUUUGAUAAAAACCAU